Athene cunicularia (burrowing owl) is the source of this 8594-nucleotide messenger RNA. It is a transcript of the gene DGKI, whose product is annotated as diacylglycerol kinase iota. The transcript has 33 exons. NCBI's taxonomy places the organism in Eukaryota, Metazoa, Chordata, Aves, Strigiformes, Strigidae. Bases 244 to 3105 code for a protein of 953 amino acids. Gene Ontology annotation, molecular function: protein binding; ATP-dependent diacylglycerol kinase activity. Gene Ontology annotation, biological process: intracellular signal transduction; regulation of synaptic transmission, glutamatergic; lipid phosphorylation. The record is from RefSeq and is a predicted model, not a curated record. Gene Ontology annotation, cellular component: nucleus.
GCUCACAAGCGCCAUUUCUUUUACAAGAAUUAGCCUUUGAUACUUCUUUUCUUCCUCCUGCUUUAGAUUUCCCUGAUUCAGUUUGACAUACUGUGGUGGGAGACUGGGGAAGGGGCUUAGGAGUUGAAACUGGAGAGGAUUUCCUCAAAAACUGAACACUUCACUGUUUUUCUACGUAGCCUGGCUCUCUGAGGUGCUGGACUUUCAGAUUUUUAUUUUUUUUUUUUACUUUUCCUGGAAGUUAUGAGUGUGGGAUGCAUGGAUUCCUUUUUCAAAAGCAGCAGGAAACAGAACAGGUGUAAAUUGUCCUUGUCAGGCUCUUUGGAUAGCUGGAAAGCAAUCUCCAGGUCAGGCCUUCAGCACUUGGCUCCGGUGCACUCCCUCAACAUCGCAGUCUCCAAUGGACCUGUGAAGGAACCACGGGCGGCCUUAGAGUGGACUGAAAAUGCUGUGAAUGGAGAGCAUCUGUGGCUGGAGACAAAUGUUUCUGGGGACCUCUGCUACCUGGGGGAGGAAAGCUGCCAAGUCAAAUUCUCAAAAUCUGCUCUGCGGAGGAAGUGUGCUGCCUGCAAGAUUGUGGUCCACAAUGCGUGCAUGGAGCAGUUAGAGAAGAUUAAUUUUCGCUGCAAACCGACUUUCCGAGAGGGAGGCUCCAGAUCUCCAAGAGAAAACUUUGUCCGACAUCACUGGGUGCACAGGCGGAGGCAGGAGGGGAAAUGUAAGCAGUGUGGAAAGGGCUUUCAGCAAAAAUUCUCCUUCCAUAGCAAAGAGAUUGUGGCCAUCAGUUGUUCCUGGUGCAAGCUGGCGUUUCAUAACAAAGUCACCUGUUUCAUGCUACAUCACAUUGAGGAGCCAUGUUCCCUGGGGGCUCACGCUGCUGUCAUUGUGCCUCCCACCUGGAUCAUUAAGGUGAAGAAACCUCAGAACUCAUUAAAGACUUCAACACGGCGAAAGAAGAGAACGUCUUUUAAAAGAAAAGCCAGCAAAAGAGGCAAUGAAGAUAACAAAGGUCGGCCAUUUGUGAUAAAGCCUAUCUCCUCUCCACUCAUGAAGCCACUGCUGGUUUUUGUCAAUCCAAAAAGUGGAGGAAAUCAGGGCACCAAGGUUCUCCAAAUGUUUAUGUGGUAUUUGAAUCCACGCCAGGUCUUUGAUCUCUCUCAGGAAGGGCCAAGAGAUGCGCUGGAGCUGUACAGAAAAGUGCCAAACCUGCGGAUCCUGGCCUGUGGUGGGGAUGGGACGGUGGGCUGGAUCCUCUCCAUCCUUGAUGAGCUGCAACUCAGCCCCCCACCUCCUGUGGCUGUCCUUCCGCUUGGCACUGGGAAUGACCUUGCCCGUACCCUCAACUGGGGUGGGGGUUACACAGAUGAACCAGUGUCCAAGAUCCUGUGCCAUGUAGAAGAUGGGACCAUUGUCCAGCUGGACCGCUGGAAUCUCCAGGUUGAGCGCAAUCCUGAUUUGCCACAGGAUGAACUGGAGGAUGGGGCACGUAAGCUUCCUCUCAGUGUCUUCAAUAAUUACUUCAGCCUUGGAUUUGAUGCACAUGUUACACUAGAGUUCCAUGAAUCUAGAGAAGCAAAUCCAGAGAAAUUCAACAGCCGAUUUAGAAAUAAAAUGUUUUAUGCAGGGGCAGCCUUUACAGAUUUUCUGCAAAGAAGCUCAAGAGAUUUAUCCAAGCAUGUUAAAGUUGUGUGUGAUGGUACAGACCUGACUCCAAAGAUCCAGGAGCUGAAGUUCCAGUGUAUAGUGUUUUUAAACAUACCCAGGUAUUGUGCUGGCACGAUGCCCUGGGGAAACCCUGGAGAUCACAGAGACUUUGAGCCUCAGCGCCAUGAUGAUGGCUACAUUGAAGUCAUUGGGUUCACCAUGGCCUCACUGGCUGCUCUCCAAGUGGGUGGUCAUGGAGAAAGGUUGCAUCAGUGCCGUGAAGUGACACUUCUAACAUAUAAGUCUAUUCCCAUGCAAGUGGAUGGUGAACCAUGUCGACUGGCUCCCUCACUCAUUCGAAUCUCCUUAAGGAAUCAAGCCAACAUGGUGCAGAAGAGCAAGAGGAGAACAUCCAUGCCUUUGCUAAAUGAUCCUCAUUCCAUCCCAGAUCGCCUGCGUAUCAGAGUGAACAGGAUUAAUUUACAAGAAUACGAGGGGCUACAUUACGACAAGGAAAAACUCCGGGAAGCUUCCAUUCCUCUAGGAAUUAUAGUUGUACGAGGAGAUUGUGACUUGGAGACCUGUCGUAUGUACAUUGACCGUCUACAGGAGGACCUACAGUCUGUAACUUCUACUACACAAAGAGUUCAUUACCAGGACCAAGAAAGCUCUUUCCCCAGAGUACUUUCUGUUCAGCGGCUAUCUCCUAGAUGGUGCUUCCUAGAUGCAACUUCUGCUGAUCGUUUUUACCGCAUUGACAGAUCUCAGGAACAUUUGCACUUUGUGACGGAAAUUUCGCAGGACGAGAUUUUUAUCCUGGACCCAGAGCUGGUAAUGUCACAGCAGGUGGGGACACCACCAGGAAUGCCUGAUCUGGUAGUGGAGCAGGCCUCUGGAAUAUCAGAUCGGUGGAACCCUGCGGUUCGAAAGAGGAUGCUGAGUGACAGCGGCCUCGGCAAGAUUUCCCCACACUACGAGGUACCUGACAAACAAAAGGACGUCAGCCAGACACAUAUGCUGCAGUCACCGGUCUCUUCAGAAGAUCAAGCACUUUUACAGGCAGUCAUAGCUGGCGAUCUGCUGAAGUUCAUAGAGUGCUGUAAAAAAGGAGCCAAUUUGUUAAUCCAAGGACCUGAUCACUGCUCCUUGUUGCACCAUGCUGCCAAGACUGGGCAUAGUGAGAUUGUGAAAUACAUCCUGGAGCAUGGUCCAUCUGAAUUACUGGACAUGACAGACAGUGAAACGGGUGAGACAGCAUUACAUAAGGCAGCCUGCCAGCGCCAUCGUGCCAUCUGCCAGCUCCUGGUGGAUGCAGGAGCCUCUCUGAGAAAGACGGACUCCAAGGGUAAGACCCCUCGUGACAGGGCUCAGCAAGCUGGUGACCCAGAUCUGGCCUCCUACUUGGAGAGUCGACAAAACUACCAAAUGGUUUCCCACGAGGAUCUGGAGACAGCAGUCUGAUGUCUGAAAAUGUCAAAGAGGAUCCCUGGAAAUCACAAGGCUGUACCUGAGGCACUCGGGCAUCGUGUGAGGAAGAAGCUGAUGGAAUCAACGUGUCUCUCACUCUCAUGGAAAAUACCUGAGGACAUGCCACCAGUUUCUAAGGGCUACUGAGUCUUGCCACGGAACGUUUAGGUUCCAUAAGUUAGCCCAUGAUGGAUGAGGCGGGACACUCAAAGGUCUGUGGAAUCCAUGGGCCAUGGAAAUUUACCUUUAUUGCUUCCAGCAAGUAGCAUGAACUUCUCCCAUGUUCAUCUGUACAAUUUAUUUAAAAAAAGAAAAGGAAAGAGAAAAGAGGGUGAGGGGGAACCAGACUAACUGGGACGUUAAAAUACCUAACCAGGUCCUCCUCCAUCCCUAGAGUUUCCUUCAUUCCUUUUAAUCUCCCAUUCCCCUCACUUCUCAUCAGUUAACUAGUACCUGUUAACUCUGUGUUAAGUCUUCACAAAUGGUCAGGCAGUAGCAAAAAAUUUGAGGAGCUCUGGAUGCCCUUAGGAAAAUCUCAAAAUUUUUACUGGCUGCAUUUCCUCCAUUGCUCUCUUCUCGGAAGCUGCGUCCUCUGUGCUCAGUCACCGUGGAGUUUUCUCACUUUUGGAGAGGACUCUGCCUAUUGCCUUGUUUCUCAAGGUGUGAGGCACAGUUAAAUUUACAGCAGUAACAAAACCUAACUUCUCCUCAUUGUUGCUGGGUAUACAGUUAUGGUCCUUAUGAGACAGUAAUUUGUACAGGAAGGAAUUAUAUGGUGUACACCAUACUGUUGUAUGGCAGAGCAGAAAGUUACCAGUGAGGUUUCUCACACCACCAUCAUGUGUACAAUGACUGACCCAAUUUUGCUUAGGUUUCAGGCCUGCCUAAAAGUUGAUAACUCUUUUUCACUUUUGAAAAGAUGGGUUUUACACUGGGGAGAGAUCUGUGCAAUACAGAGGGGGUUCUGAUGGACUGACUUAUGGACUCAGUCUCCUUUGUGUUGCAGCCAGAGGUAAGAAGUUCUAGAAUAUCAGUGGUCAGCCUAGGCUUGCUGCUGUCAACACACAAACAAGCACUGACCCAGUCGCAUUGGUAAUGGGAAAACUUCCUUUGGCUGAACCUGUAAACUGUCUGAUUCCCCAAGGAAACAGUUUUAGAGGGGCUACCCCCCUGGAGAAGGACAAGCAACAUCUCUUUGCCUUGUUAUCCACUAUAGGCUUGGAAACGUAAAGUUGCUUAGCCACUGUAAAGGCCAGCCAUGUCUUCUGUACUCAUCCGUUCCCUGGCCUCAAAGUUUAUAACCACAGAAGAAGAGAAAGCAAACACCGAUACACACAGGCAUACACAAAAUUUUCACCUUCAGGUUUUCAAUCACUACAGACAACUCAGCUGUCAGAAACAGAAGAGCUUCCACUUCCAAUUUGUCUGACCAGUUCCCAUGAAGACACCCCCAGCCCACUUUUGGCAUAAUUCCUAAACAGAUUUAUGAUUUCUUGUUUGUUUUGAAAGAUCCACUGGUGUUUGUUUUCAUGCGCCUUGCUAGGUGUAAGUCUCUGGUAGAUGGUGAUCAUUGGGAUUACAUGCAGUUUGGAAACCAUGAAAAUAACUCAGGUCAUUAUUCAGAUAAGUUUUUCUUCCUUGGUAGACAUUGUGGAAAUGAAAUGAAUGUGAUCUUUUUUUUUUUUUUUUAAAAAAAAACAAAACAAAACCAACCAAACAAGAGUAAUUGUGGCAGAGAGGGAAGAGCUGAAAAAUAUACUUUUUUUUUUUUUUUUUCCUGUUUUCAAAAGUUCAUUUGAUAUGAGCAAAAUAUUUCUUUAGUAUUUCUUCCUCUGGAAGGAAACUAUAUAUAUUUGUAAUCUAUAGAUCAAUGGCGACAUGAAAUGUAUUUUGUCUUAUUUUCUGUCUUUAUCUUUCUUGUUUAAAAAAUAAAAUAUGGAAGCCAAAUUCCUUCCCUUGAUAAUCAUACAGGGGCUUGUGGCGAAGAUCAAUAUGUGUAUAUAUUAGAACUGAAUUUGGCAACUGUUAAAAUAAAAACUCAGAGUAUAAUUUUUGUGUAUGUGAAAUUUCCACAAGAAAGAUCCUCAUACUGUGUUUUCAUGGUAGGCCUUGCAUUAUCUUCCAGCUGUGAGGAAACACGUUAAUAUUUCUAUAUAUUUGACAAAAAUAAGAAUUAUAUUAAUAUUGGUUUUAUCUUUCUGUUUUGUUUUACUGAUGUGAAAAACAGAAGAAGCUUCAAUGACACCAGAGGCUUGGUUCUGUCCUGUCUGAGGCCAGACCGGUGCCUGAGCAAAGGACAGCCAGUGAAGCUCGUUGCAGCUCCCUGGUCCUUUACUCCCAUGACGAGGUGGAUCAGUAAAGGCUUGAUCUAAUCACAGGUAGUUUCUGGAGGCCACGUCUGCACUGGGAUAAGGGAGCUGGGUCUGGUCGCUCUCUGUCCCCAGUGGUCCUCCUCUCAGUGAGACAUCCCUUGUGCCCCAGGCGUGGCUGCAACAGGGGCUGGCUCUGGAGCAGCUUAGCAGGAUGGUAAGAUUUUCUAAACUCCAUUGUGCCAUUUGGAUGGCUCAAAGGAGUUGGAGCAUAUGAGAGAAUCUGGCUUGCUGUUUUCCCCGGCAGCUGGAGUAAGAUGCUAUGAUCAGAGUGAGCCUAUUGUGCCUCUGGAAAGCUGCCCACACUGUGUGCUCAGUAGGAAGCAGUUACUGUAUGAUGAAAAUAAACCCCAGCACUAGAGGUAGGACAGGAGCUGGCUGUAUGUAGUGCCUUUAAUUUUCAAGGUGUCCCAAAGCACUGCACACAUAAUGCAUUAGAUACUGGUGAUGUAUUGUAUUUGUAGAUAACAGAACAUGUAUGUUGUUUUCUGCAAUGGCACACACAUGGCCAGGGGUAUCAAAAGUUUAGUGAACUAAAGGAAAGAGUUUGGGGCCAGGAUGCUGCAGAUUUAUUCCUCACCCCUUUUCAAGUGCAGUGGGAUUCUCAAUUUUGGACAGCCACCAGAAGCAGGCAGACUGUGCAGCAGUUAAAGGUGACACGUACGUAUUCUCUCUCUUGAACACCUGGGGUCUAGCUUAGUACAAUAUGAUUGUGCCUGCACUGUGCAGGGCCAAAAUUUCAGCAUGCAGAUGGGAACCCACUUAAAUUACAUGCAAAACAUUUUGAUUUACUAAAAGUGUCUGUUCAGUGGCUGUGUCUAUGUGUGUAUAUUACUAUAUAUAUGUAUAUCUAGAUCAUAUAUAUAGAUUCACACACAUAUGCAUACACACUUAGAAUUGUGCCAUUUGAAUGAAAAAAGUACCUAGGGAUGCUCAGCUACUGAGGUUUCUGGACUGACAAAAUGUCAUUUUCCAUUUUAAUUUGUUAUUAAAGGGAACCCUUUUCAGUAGAACUGAGGAGCUCCUGAAUUGUUCCAUUGUACUGAUUUUACCAUCUCAUCUUGGAGUUUAAUGGAGGGAAAGAAAAUAUUUAUAAUGUUGAUAAAAUAAACUUACUUUUGUUAUUUAAUAGUAUCAGUUACUCUUAUUAUUUCAUGUUUCAAUGCUAGAGGUAUCUUUCUGUGUUAUCCAAGACAUGGUGAUAUAUAUUUCUCACUAAUUAUAUUAUCUCUCAAUAUUGUGAUGUGUGAGUGACUCAUGUAAGACAGGAGCUCAAGGCAAAUUUUGCCCAUUACAAAACAAGCCUCAAACUCUAAUGGCUCUUUCACCAUUUCAUAUGAUGGCUUGUCUGUGUUUUAGCACUUUUAAGAUGUCUGUAGAGGUUUUUAUUGACACCUGUCACCCUUGCUUUUCCCCAGCAGCAGUAGAAUUGCUCAGUCUCAACUCAUGGUGCCAUAGCCUGGAUUCGGACUACAUGAGAUGUCUCCUGGUACAUGAAGACUGCCAUAUAGAAGCACUGUAGACUAAAGAAAAUAGAACAAAAUUGAUGUUUUGUUGCCAUUGAUCUUCCCAUCUGUAUUUGCAGAGCUGGCGCUGUUAUGGAUUAAUAGAUGGGGCACAUGGUUUUUCUGGUGAAGUGGUUGUGGGAGGUUUGUUUGAGUACUAUUUCAUGUCCUCUUUUCUCAUUUUUGUCUUUGUCAUGGUAGCGAAUGUCACUAACACACAACCUCACCUUGAAGGUUGAUAUUUUCCUUUCAGCCAUCCCAGAUGCCUCCUGUGGAGUAUGCUUAUGUGUUGACCCUUCCAGUAUAUCAAAAGCAUGUUGAGAUGAUCUGACUCUGGGUAAAAGCUAUGAAAUGGGCAAGGUACAUUGGUAGCCUUAAGCUUGAUGGGAUUUUAAUGGUACUCAAGAAACAUAUGGACAUGCUGGAAAUUUGGAUGCCUCAAAACUCUCCAAGGACAAUUCUGGCCUUGUACUCCAAGAGGAACCAUUUCCUCAUGCUGAUCCAUUUGAGGUCUGUCUAUUUCUUUGCCUCACAUUUUGCUGCUUUUUCACCAGACUAAUAUCCAUGGACAAGUAUUUUACAAGCAUGAUGUUUAAGCUUGUUGAAAGUAACAUUUCUAUCUCCAUUAUACCUGUUCUUCUUCAUUCAUCAGAAGUUGAUUUCCUCUACUUUCCUCACCGAAUCUGAGCCAAAGUGACAUUGAGUUAUUAGCCUCCUAAUUAAUCUAAAGCAUCAAAUGUGAGUAGUCAUUUCAGCAGUCCUGGAAACAGCUUAUCAUAUACCUCCGCCUUUCUGGAUAACAGUGAAGCUAUAGGACACAGUAUUACAGGGUUCACUGUGGUACUCAACUCAUUUUGCCUUCUGAACAACAAUGUAGGCAACUAUUUUUCUUAGUAAUGGUUAGCUACAGCUUUAAAAUCCCAUGAGCUGCCUGCCAAAAUCUGUUGAUUGCAACAGCAACUCAGUAAUGUGCUAAAUUGCCUGCUAGCUUAGUGAUGAAGACCAGAAUUUUAUGUGGAAGAGGUGUCUCAAGCUUCAGUGCUUUAAAUCCUUUUGGAGGGGCAGGAUGCAGCUCAUGACUGCACUGUGGAAAUUCCUCAAGAGAAGCUAUAAGCCAGCCCUGUGCCCAGCUCUUGAGGAGGGCAGAAUUUAUAGAGGAGUCAUGAUGUCUCAGCCUUUGCUGAGGAGUUACCAGUACACGCUUCUCUGGACUGCCUAGCUGAGAUCUCUGCAGGUAACAAAGCUCAGGGGCCUCCUUUUCCCUCCCCGGUGUCUUUCCAGCACCCCUGCUUAUGGUGGUGCCCACAGAGUGGCAUUCUCUCAUUCCCUGUACAUGUGCACUGGAGCAACAUACCCUGCCUUGGCCAAGGGAUUUCCUGGCCCAUGUAUGGUGCCAUUCCUUCAAAAGAGGAAAAUUCCCUCCCUCGGGCCUUGAUCACAUCAGUAAAUUAAUUACAUUUGACUUCAGUGAUCAGGCAGGCUUAGAGCUGAAUAACCUUACUGUAUUCAGCCAUCAGAGUGCAUCUUGUCUCCUGCCUUAUUUAUAAUGUGCCACAUUCCAGUCUCAGCUGCAGUUUCUUGUUUCUCAGAUUGCCUUUUUUUUUUUUUU